Heteronotia binoei (common prickly gecko) is the source of this 1678-nucleotide messenger RNA. It is a transcript of the gene FYRD1, whose product is annotated as transforming growth factor beta regulator 1. Gene Ontology annotation, biological process: regulation of cell cycle. NCBI's taxonomy places the organism in Eukaryota, Metazoa, Chordata, Lepidosauria, Squamata, Gekkonidae. The record is from RefSeq and is a predicted model, not a curated record. The coding region runs from base 369 to 1436 and encodes 355 amino acids. The transcript has 3 exons. Gene Ontology annotation, cellular component: nucleus.
GGGUGUUGCGCUUUCCGGUUCCUGUUACAUCGGUGGAAAGGAGGGAGAUGCAGGAGAAGCGAACGGAAGAGUAAAUGGAGGGGUUCGCGGCCGGCUGUGUUGUGCGUAGCCUUGAACUCUUUGCAAAUACACACGUAAAGAGGGGUCUGCUCACUUUGGACGAGCGUUUUCCCUGUAGAAACUGGACUUUGCUUGCCGUUUUUCUUUAAAUUUCUCAUUGCCUUUCCGAAGAGGAGCGUUUCCAGCUUGCAGCGCUUCACGGAAGAGAAACAUUCAAUCCGUUGCAUUCCGUUGGGGACGAUUCUGUGAGCUGAAGGUGGCUUGGAACAGCCUCUGGCACCACAUACAAGUAAACGACUGCUGUUUACAUGCUUGAGGAUUUCUUCUCCAGUCAGUGUUUGCCUGGCUUCGUGAUGAAGAAAGCCCCACGGAAAAACCAAGGCGAGCGCUACCGCCUGAAGUUCCGGCGUUUGCGCCGGGCAGCCAAGGUACUGGUUUAUGAGAAUGCAGCCUUGUGUGACGAGAUUGCCCGACUUGAGGCAAAAUACCUGCGUGUGCGGGAAGAGCGUCGCUUCUUGCUCGCCCGGCUGUUGCAAGCCCAAGCCCUGGCUGAUGAUGAGUCUCCUGUACCUGUUGCUGCUGCUGUUUCACAGCCCUCCCCGGAUGAACCAGCUGUCCGCAAACCUCGCCGUGAGCGCAAAGGCAAAGAGAACGGUCGGGCAUCCAGGCGUAGGGCAGUGGCAGAGCCAGGGAUCCGCCGACUGGUUCCCCCGCUUCCCUUAGAUCCUUCAGGCCGACCUGUUUUUCCCAUCACUUUGGGAUCGCUGACUGUCUACAGCCUGGGUGAAAUAGUCUCUGACCGUCCUGGUUUCCACAUAGGGAGUGCCAUCUACCCUGUGGGGUACUGCAGCACUAGGAUCUUUGUUAGUGCACGCAGGCCAGUGCACCGCUGCCUCUAUACCUGCCAGAUCAAGGACGGUGGUGCUGUGCCACGCUUUGAAAUUGCUCCUGAGGAUGACCCGGGUUGUGUUGUCGCUGGCCCCACACCAGAUGCCUGUCACGCUCAGCUCCUGGAAGCUGUGGGCGCAGCACAGCUGGAACCAGCAGGCGCUGAGUUCUUUGGUCUCUCACACCCGGCCAUCCAACACCUCAUCCAGAGCUGUCCGGGGGCACGCAAGUGUGUUGGGUACCGCUGGUUGCGCUUUGAAGUGUGCCGCCCAGCAGAUGGGCCUCCACCUGAGGGGUUACCUUCAGGAAACCCUGGAACUGACUACGAGGCUUUCCAGAACCAAGGCUUGGCAGGGCCUGUGGGCCUGGACUUCCCAGAAGCCACUCCUUCUCCACCCAGUGGAAACGGCUACGCAGAACUCUUUCUGCCAUGUGCUCCGUCAGUGGGAUCUCCCAUUCCCCAAAGCCCAGAAAGUGACACGGACUGAACCUUGCUGGGUACACAACUCAGGAGAGCAGGAGGCAUCCCCCACUGCCCUUAAGCUUUCCUGUGGAGGAGACUGAACUGACACCCUAAACUGCUUGCUCUGUGAUUUGCAUAGUGGUUCUCAUGCGUAGAUACAUGUGAGAAUGUAAGUAUAAGAUAGUGGUAUAUCUGCUGUAAAAGAUUCUUGAAAGAACUACUUCAAAUGAUUCUCAUCAAUAAAAUUAGCUGCAAAAAAAUCCACAA